Humulus lupulus (European hop) is the source of this 2022-nucleotide messenger RNA. RefSeq names its product stomatal closure-related actin-binding protein 1. Gene Ontology annotation, molecular function: actin binding. Gene Ontology annotation, biological process: regulation of stomatal movement; actin filament organization. The record is from RefSeq and is a predicted model, not a curated record. The transcript has 13 exons. Lineage: Eukaryota; Viridiplantae; Streptophyta; Magnoliopsida; Rosales; Cannabaceae. The coding region runs from base 251 to 1735 and encodes 494 amino acids.
UCUCUCUCUACUUUCAAAAAGCAAACUGAAACCCAUCUUUUGUAAAUUUUUUGUUUGAGGAAACUUCUCUCUCUAGAAUUCUAAGAACAGGUUCGAUCAAUUUUUGGAUAAGAGAAACGAAGACAAUUUUUGCAGUGGUAUAGUUGAAUCUGAUCCCAGAUUCUCCAUUGUCCAUUUUGAGUAAUUAAAUCACUUUAUCCAUUUUUCCAUGAUCUUUUGCGGUGUUUGACAGAGUAACUGGUUCAAAAUAAUGACGAGGGUAAGCAGAGACUUUGGUGAUACGAUGCAAAAAGAAGCUGUUCCAGCAGUUUCAGCCGAUGUGAUAUUUGCUUCGAGUCGGUUUCCAAAUUAUAAGAUUGGAUCGAACAAUCAGAUUGUUGAGUUAAAGGAUGAUCCCAAAGUACUAUCAAUGAAAGAGGUCGUUGCUCGAGAGACUGCGCAGCUGUUGGAGCAGCAGAAGCGCCUUUCAGUUCGUGACCUCGCCAGUAAAUUUGAGAAGGGGUUGGCUGCUGCCGCUAAAUUGUCUGAAGAGGCAAGACUAAGAGAGGCAGCUUCCUUGGAAAAGCAUGUUCUUUUGAAGAAGCUUAGGGAUGCACUGGAAUCCUUAAAAGGACGUGUGGCUGGUAGAAACAAGGAUGAUGUAGAAGAAGCAAUAGCGAUGGUAGAGGCCUUAGCAGUUCAGUUGACUCAAAGAGAAGGAGAGUUGAUGCAAGAAAAGACAGAAGUGAAGAAGCUAGCAAGUUUUCUUAAACAGGCUUCAGAAGAUGCUAGAAGACUCGUUGAUGAGGAAAGAGCAUUUGCUCGUGCUGAAAUUGAAGCUGCCAGAGCAGCAGUACAGAGAGUAGAAGAGGCUCUUCAAGAUCAAGAGCGAAUGUCUCGUGCGUCAGGGAAGCAGGAUUUGGAGGAGUUGAUGAAGGAGGUUCAAGAGGCUAGACGGAUAAAAAUGCUGCAUCAACCAAGCAAGGUUAUGGACAUGGAACAUGAACUUCAAGCUUUGAGGAAACAGCUCACAGAGAAGUCUAAGCAUUAUCUUCGUCUUCAGAAAGAGCUGGCAAUGAGCAAGAGAGGCAUGGAGAACAAUAAUCAAUUGUAUGAAAUAGAUGGUACUGAAGCUUUAGGUUCAUAUUUGCAAAUUCAACCCUGCUCUGAUGAUGUUCCAGAUCUAUCUAGAUGUUCAAUUCAAUGGUAUCGUGUAUCAUCUGAAGGCUGCAAAAAGGAGCUUAUAUCAGGAGCGACCAAAUUAAUCUAUGCCCCUGAGCCAUUUGAUGUUGGACGAGUCUUGCAAGUUGAUAUUGUUGCGGAAGACAAGACAAUAACACUGACAACCACUGGUCCAGUCGAUCCUGCUGCUGGUUUGGGUAGCUAUGUGGAGGCACUUGUUCGGAAACAUGACGUUGAGUUUAAUGUGGUAAUUACUCAGAUGAACGGGGUCAAUCAUCAAUCGGAAUCUAUUCAUGCAUUUCACAUUGGGAAGAUGAGGAUAAAACUGUGCAAAGCAAAGACAACAAUAGCUAAAGAGUACUAUUCCAGUUCAAUGCAGCUGUGUGGAGUUAGAGGUGGUGGGAAUGCUGCAGCUCAGGCAUUGUUUUGGCAAGCGAAGAAAGGGGUUUCUUUCGUUUUAGCAUUUGAAUCAGAAAGAGAGCGAAAUGCAGCAAUCAUGCUUGCCAGGCGGUUCGCUUUUGAUUGCAAUAUCAUGUUAGCCGGGCCAGAUGACAGAGCCCCAUUGGGGACCUAAUAUAGCUCCGUGGAUCUUAGCAUCACUAAUGUAAUUAGCCAGAGUUUUUCCCAUGUAUUAUAAGUUUGUAAUAGUAGAGCAUGUGGCGUUGUGUAAUUGUGAUAAGGCCUCUUACAAUUUAAUUUUCCUACUUAAUUGUAUGUCCUUUUUCAACAUGAAGGCAUUUUUUUUGUUUGCCUUUGUUAUUGCUUAUGUAUGCUUGGAGGGUUGAGUUGCUGAUCUUGUAUGUGGCACUAUAAUAUUAUUGGAAUUGUUUGAUUGGUUGUAUUAGAAAAAAUCUUUCAAGA